AUGUCGAUAACAAAAGCCCUCGCAGUCUUUGCCCUCCUCGGCUCAUCUCUCGCCCUACCAGACAAAGCAAGACGCCACCAUGCUCGUGCUUCAUCUUGCACACCAGUAGCAGGCGGAUCUUCUUCAAUCGACGAUGUUCCCGCUAUCACAUCAGCAAUCGCCUCGUGCGGCAAGGGAGGCACUAUAGUCAUCCCCGCUGGCACGACCUACAACCUGAAGAGCACAUUGGACUUUGCGGGGUGUGUCGACUGUGACUUCCAGCUAGAAGGCACCUUGAAAUUCAGCUCGUCGACAUCUACCUGGAAGGGACAGACAGCAAUGAUCAAUAUCAAGAACAUUGACGGACUUAGAUUCCGAUCUGUAACAGGCAGCGGAGUCAUCGACGGAAAUGGGCAAGAUGCGUACGCAUUCCUUUUCUUCUCUUUUCGCUCAUCCCAGUCCACUAAUAUCACGUAUAGAUGGGAUCUCUUCGCAACAGACAGCACCUACGCACGCCCAACCCUCCUCUACAUCACCGGCGGCUCCAACAUCGAAGUCUCAAACCUCCGCCAAAAAAACCCACCCAACGUCUUCAACUCCGUCAAGGGAAACACCAAGACGGCGAAAUUCCUCAAUCUAAAAAUGGACGCCACGUCCAAGAGCGACAAUGAGCCGAAGAACACAGACGGCUUCGACAUCGGCGCCAGCACAGACGUGACCAUCAGCAACGUGAACGUGAAGAACGACGACGACUGCGUGGCAUUCAAGCCCGGUGCAGACGGCGUCACAGUUACGGAUAUUACCUGCACCGGAAGCCAUGGGCUGUCGGUGGGGUCGCUGGGGAAGAGUGCCGAGGACGUCGUGAAGAAUGUGUAUGUGUCCGGCGCGACAAUGGUUAACUCGACCAAGGCGGCGGGGAUUAAGACGUAUCCUACUGGUAAUGGUCAUGCCAUGUCGACGGUGAGUAAUGUUACUUUCACUGGUGUUGUGGUUGAUGGGUGCGACUAUGCGAUUCAGAUCCAGAGUUGUUAUGGGGAGGAUAGUGAUUACUGUGUGCUGAAUCCUGGGGAUGCGGAUUUGACGGGCGUUGUUUUUGAGAAGUUUAGUGGGAAGACGAGUGGGAAGUAUAAGGCUGUCACGGGCAAUCUUGAUUGUGGAUCUCUUGGGACUUGUGAUGUCAAGGUUAGUGCUUAUACUGUUGAGGCGCCAUCUGGGGGUAGUGAGGUGUUGUGCGCUAAUACCCCGUCGGCUUUGGGGGUGACGUGCACGGCUGGUGCCUCGGGUUGA
Molecule: messenger RNA, 1266 nt
Organism: Penicillium psychrosexuale
Lineage: Eukaryota; Fungi; Ascomycota; Eurotiomycetes; Eurotiales; Aspergillaceae
Product: putative extracellular exo-polygalacturonase
Exons: 1
Coding region: 1-1266 (421 amino acids)
Biological process (GO): carbohydrate metabolic process
Molecular function (GO): polygalacturonase activity
Source: RefSeq, a predicted model, not a curated record